Molecule: messenger RNA, 2553 nt
Organism: Annulohypoxylon maeteangense
Lineage: Eukaryota; Fungi; Ascomycota; Sordariomycetes; Xylariales; Hypoxylaceae
Exons: 1
Coding region: 1-2361 (786 amino acids)
Source: RefSeq, a predicted model, not a curated record
AUGGCUUCAUCAGCCGGGAACGAAAGUUGGGCCAAUGCCCUCAGCUUUAUUACCGAUAUGAUGGUCAAAGAGCUUGUCGACACGCAAGAAGUAGUUACAAUCAACUCGACAUUCGACAGGAAAAGCGCCGAAGCUGUUUUCCAUACUCUUCUAGCCAAUAUAGUAGUACCAUUUGCCGAAGUCCGCGAGCAAGCCAUUGUAUCUAAGCUUACGGAGGCAGAAUUCCAAAAGGGUGAAGCUUAUAAGCGAGUUACUACGUUGACGGAUGAGAAGAAAGGAAUUGAUGAAAUUGAGAAGAAAGCAAGCGACCAACUUAUAGCUGUCGAGGAAAAUUACAAUCGGCAGCUCACAGAGGUGGCCGUGCAACAUCAAGCGGCUCUAGCCAAGUGCGAUGAAGACAUCUCCUCUAGGGAUAAGAAACUCGCAAAAGUAGAAGAAGAGGCUAGGCAACUCAGGAAGGAACUCAGAACGAAAGACACCUCAAGGGAGGAGUACAUUAAAAAUCUUGAAGAUGAACAUCAGAAAUUUAAGGAGCAGAACGAAGAUCUUGACCAGGAACUUGCCAAGCUCCAAGAAACCCUCAGCCUAAGAAACGCGGAAGUAAAUAAUGAACGCCAAAAUGUAAACAAAUUUUUAGUUCAGAUCGGCCAGAAGAAUAAAGACUUAGGCGAGGAACGGGCGAUCUCCCGGGCAAUGCAAAUGAAAAUCUCAGCACUGGAAAAUGAUCAUAACAACGACGAGAAGGUUAUUAGAAAGCUCAGGGUCGAAUUAGACGCGAGACAGAAGAAAAUCGAGGUUCUCAUGAGAGACAUAGAUCAGUAUUCGAAGAAGAGCGCUAGUACUAAAGGCAAGAGUAGCACGACCAGUUCGUCAGACGCUGGUCCAGGGCUAGAUACCGAAUUGGAACUCGCCAAGAGGAGUGAAACCAUCGACGAGUUAACCAGCGAGAAUGACGCCCUGCGUAUGCAGGUGAGUCACUUAGAGACGGAGUUGACAGACACCCAAAACAAGAUAAAGGCAUUGGAGGGGGAUCUCAAGAAUUCAAGGGAUGCGAAAGAUCGAUCAGACCAACGAGUGAGAGAACUGGAAAACAAAGCCAAGGAAAAGGUAGACCAGUCGGCAGGCGAUCUCGAAAAGUUGAAGAAGGAACGCGACGAGCUUGAAGUCUCACUUAAACGAGCACACGCCACGAACACUGAAAACGAAAAGGAAAUAGCCCGACUUAAGGAGGUCGAACAAAAUGAAAGGGACCUUCGGAAACGCGAAAGAGAAUUGCAGUCCAUCUUAAAAGUUAGAAACAAGGAACUUACGAGAGCAGAGGAAGAACUUAGGAAGUUGGAAGAAGACAUCGCGAGCGGUAAAAUUUCCAAUGGAGAUGAUGUUGCGAAGUGCGAAAAGGAGAAGGCUGAGCUUAAAGACCAGCUUGACAAGGUCGAUGCCGAGCUCCAGAGCCUGCGCAAGGACUACGACGACUUGCUCGGAAGAGUCCCGUCCGACAACGACGAACUCAGGAGACUACGUGACCUGCUGAAGCAAGCGAAUAAAGAGCUAGAAGAGGCUCUAGCCGAGACCAAACGAAUUCGCGAAAGGCUAAACGAACGAAUAGAUGAGUUGACGGAGGAAAAUAAGAAUAUACAGGCAAGAUUAGACAAACUGGUAAAGGAGUACAACGACCAUGUCAACAACACAGAACAUGCCGGUGACGAUAUGUUGGAUUACUACGAUAAUCUCUUCAGUUCCUUACAAGAGCAUGUUCGAGAGGUCAAGCAAAACUUCAUUACCGAGAUCAGGGUUAAUAGAGGCACAAGAGACCAGUACCUCGAGAGACUCACCCGGAUGAACGAGGACAUUGCCAAGAACCCCGGCACGGCCGAUGCGACUAGGAAAAGAGCGAUGGGCAUACAGAGGGAGAUCGAUCGAAUGAGUGGCAUCAUCAAGACUCUCCAGAUGGAAAUUUCCUGGUUCGAAGGCACGCUCAAGCAGAUCCAGGACGUACGGGAUAAGAGGGCGGAGGCGGCGGAUCAGGCCUUCGCAGACGCAGAGGCGGCCAGGUUAAGGCUGGCGGAAGUGCUGGCAGAACGGCCGCCGGUAGACCUAGGAGUCCUCGGACAACUCACACAAAACAGAUUCCUCCUAUACACGAACAUACUCGCAUUCCUAGUCUUCGUCAUACUGUCGAUCGCGGCGGGUCGCGAAUUCGGCUUGCUUAGAUGGGGUAACCAACAGGUCAGGAGAGCGCAUUUCGUCAACACCGUAGAGAGGCUAGGAAUAACGCUUAGGAUACCAUCUUAUGAGUUGUUUUGGGAAUGCCUAGUAAUACUCCUUUCGGGAGGAUUCGCUAAGUGGGCGAUGCUCAUUUAGAGGAUAGUGAGGAGAACAUUCUCUUUGGGUAAUGUUUCGGUGGAAGUAUCCUAAGGGCGUUUGAUCGCGUGUAUUUAGAAGAUUUGUAAAAUCCAAUUUGAUUUUCUUCUUUCAGGCGUAUACAUCAGGUUGUUGAUGAUCGAGAGAUGUCUAUAAUUGCCCAGAUAAUAAUAUGCACUAGAUCUAAUAGGC